This is a messenger RNA of Camelina sativa (false flax), 837 nucleotides long. RefSeq lists its product as uncharacterized. The record is from RefSeq and is a predicted model, not a curated record. Gene Ontology annotation, molecular function: RNA binding. NCBI's taxonomy places the organism in Eukaryota, Viridiplantae, Streptophyta, Magnoliopsida, Brassicales, Brassicaceae.
AACCGGAUAGAUAAUUUUACUGGUUACAUACAGCCAUUAAAAUCCUGGUGCUCCUCCUUUUUGGUUGAAGUCUCUGCGUCUGCGAGAUCGCGCUUUAAGCUUCUACCCAGGCUUUUAAGUUCAUGGAUCACUAGGCCAAGGGAAUUGGUGACUGAGUAUUGUAAGACUGGUUGAUGCAGUAUCACAUUCUUUAAGAUCUUGAGUUUGGAAUUGAUUCUUUUUUGUUUCUGCAAUUAAAAUGGAUACUGGUGGGUGGGUAGAUGAAAAAAGCGAGAACAGAUUAUAUGUUGGAAACCUGGAUCUUCGAAUAAACGAGGCUGCGUUGAUAAAAAUGUUUUCUCCAUAUGGGAAGAUAUUAUCAGAAGACUUCCUUUGGCACACACGCGGGCCAAAGAAAGGAGAACCACGCGGCUAUGCUUUCAUUCAGUUCAGCCUUAAAGAGGAAGCUGAAUUGGCGAAGGAGAAGAUGCAUGGGAGAUUAGCUUGUGGUAGGCCUUUGGUUGUACGUCUAGCUAGUGAGAAGCAUCUUGAAGAUUCCUCUCAUGAUCAUCAUUCCAAAAGAUCAUUACCAGAAGCAAAUAGAACGAGGUUUGUAACUGGAACUAGUAGUACCUCAGGACAAAUGAGCCGAAACGAAAAAGUAGCUGCCAUCAAGAACAAACUCAAAGCAUUGGACGAAGAUGAGAAACAAGAUCCCAAGAAACAGAAGAUGUAAAAAGAAUCGGUUUAUAAAACCCACACAUCUGUUUUUUUUUUGUUCUUUUUAACUUUUGGCACUUCUAUAGUUGAACCCGAAUUCGGUUUACUGGUUUAAUGAAAACCAAAUUUGAUUUUAGA